AUGUUUUUAAAAUUACUUUAUUUAAAUCUUUUAUUAUAUGCAUAUUUCAAUUUUGAAAUAUUUGCCAAACCAAAAUCAAAAAAGGUAACGGCUAGCACGUCGAAAACGAUCACAACAUCGUUUGCUGGAAUAACAGAAAAUGAUCUUGGCAAUAAUUAUGAACAGGCAUUCUUUGGAAGUGAUAAAGAGCAAAACGGAGAAAAUUGGAAAACAUUAAUACGAAAAAACACGGCAUUUUUGUUAAACGAGAGGAUUAAUGCUGCUUUAAAGAAAAUUGAGGCAAACAAAAAAUUGCCGAAAAAAGCUGUUAAAGGCUUGUCCGAAGAAGCGGUCAAUGAAAAAGAGAAAAAAGAAUUUGAAAAAAUUGUAGAGAGUUUUAAAUUGGUGUAUAAAGAAUUUGUGGAAGAGAAUCAAGACAAAAUAGAUACUGAAUGGAGGAUUAUGUUGAAUUUAUUAGAAUAUGAAAAAUUCUUUGAAAAUUUAGCCUCGGAAAAUCCCUUGAAUAAUAAGAAUAUAUUAAUCAAUGAAGAGUUUGAAUCACUCGAAUCAAAUCUAUAUGAGAUUGGAGGUGAUGAAUAUGACAACUUAGAGGAACACUUUAAACAAUUAUUAGCCAACUUGCAUUUUGAAAGGUUGAAAUUCACUAAACAAAUUUAUUUUAUUUAA
This is a messenger RNA of Meloidogyne enterolobii, 666 nucleotides long. The record is from the annotation of a GenBank genome assembly. NCBI's taxonomy places the organism in Eukaryota, Metazoa, Nematoda, Chromadorea, Rhabditida, Meloidogynidae.